AUGUUUCAGCGACCUUGUCGAGUUCAUCCGUUGACGGAGAGUCAGGGAAACGACCAGGAGAGGAAGGUGGUGGAGAAAGGGAAGAAGAAAAAGAAGUGGUGGAGGUUGUCUUCUUUGUUUGGAGCUGUGAAGAAACAUCUGAAGCGCAGCUCGAACCCAGUUCAGGGUGAAGUAGAGCUGCAGCAAGAGCAAGAGCAGAGUGAGGGAGUGAAGAACCAGAACCAGUGUAAAGACAGAUGCAGUGAUGACUACACUGUCAGACACAACCUCGUGAGUGAUCAGCUGUGUGAAGGUGGAUUUGACGCUGAGGCGACACGUUUGAAGGAUGACCCUGAACUUGGAUCUCCACAACGUCUUCCAGAGGAGAAUGAUCUCAACAUCCUGAGCACUGCUGAUGCUGCUGAGGGAAACGACCAGGAGAGGAAGGUGAUGGAGAAAGAGAAAAAGAAAAAGAAGUGGAACCAGAAAGAACAGAAAGCCAGAUGCAGUGAUGACUUCAUUUCCAGCCACUACCAGCUGGGUGAUCUGCUGGGUGAAGGUGGAUUUGGUUCUGUGUAUGAGGCGAGACGUUUGGAGGAUGACCUUAAAGUGGCGGUCAAAUAUGUUAAUAAGACCGAAACCUACAGGCCAAGUUUAUACAUUCCUGGAUAUCAGCAACAUGUUCCACUGGAGAUCGCUCUCACAAUCCUGGCUAAUAAAGGCCCCAGAGUGCCAGAGAUCAUCCAGCUGCUGGACUGGAAGGACUACAGUGACCAUUUCGUCAUGAUCCUUGAAUGUCCCUCUCCUUGCGAGACUUUGGAAGACUUUGUGGGGCGUCAGGGUGGACGUCUCAAUGAGAGCUUAGCACGGCGAGUCAUGAUGCAGGUGACUAAAGCUGCGAACGUGUGCUGCCAGCGCCAAGUGUUCCACCGUGACAUCAAACUGAGCAACCUUCUCAUCAACAACCAGACACUUGAAGUCAAACUAAUUGACUUUGGGUGUGGGGACAUUCUGAGGACAACUGUCUACAUGUCAUACUCUGGCACAGCAACAUACGUCCCUCCUGAGUUUCACAUAAAGGGAAAGUACCACGGCAAGCCUGCGACGGUUUGGUCACUGGGGGUUCUGUUAUUUAAAAUAGUGGCCGGAUAUUAUCCAGGUUUCUUAGAUCUGCACAUGCUCAAACUGCAUCUCUGGUCCAGAACUGGUCUGUCAAACGAAUGCUGCAGAUUGCUCCGCGCUCUCCUGCAAAUAAAGCCAAAGAACCGAAUUCAGCUGGAGGAAAUCCUUUCCCACAAGUGGUUUACGGCCACCACAUAAGACCACCUCAGAAGUUGUUGUAUCUUCAGCUCUCCAAUGGUUCCUGCAAUAGUUGCAGCAGUAUCAGAGGCCCAGUCUACAACGUCUGUCCCCUGCAGUCCAAAACAUCCCAGAAAAGCUGUUUUAAACUAGAAUAUAUAUUAAGUUAAAAUGUUAUUGUCACCUUAACGUUUUAAUUGAUUAACGGCAACAAUUAUUUUAUCGCGCGUUAACAGUUGUUUGUUAAUAUGAAAGUCCAUUGCUCACUGGCUCUGAAUACACAUACAGUCAAAGCAUGGGUCACAGGAGGAGUGGGAUGUUGAUCAGUACUGACUUGGGAUGGGUGUCAUCACGUGUCUCAACCAAUGAGAGCAUUUGUGGUGGGCCUAAGACUGCAGCAGCUCACAUGAAGUGCUCGGGACUUCAUAAGUGGGAAACCCAAAGUUUCUGUUAACACGUAAAGGCAGCAGAGAAGCGCUCUCGCUCAACACAGUGGAGUGCAUCGAUUUGUUUUAAGUCUUUUGUGAAGCGGUAAAACACGGCCCUCUCAAAAUACACAGAAAUCUGCUGAAAUCAUCCGUGAAGC
This is a messenger RNA of Carassius auratus (goldfish), 1864 nucleotides long. RefSeq names its product serine/threonine-protein kinase pim-1-like. Bases 1 to 1299 code for a protein of 432 amino acids. The transcript has 12 exons. The record is from RefSeq and is a predicted model, not a curated record. NCBI's taxonomy places the organism in Eukaryota, Metazoa, Chordata, Actinopteri, Cypriniformes, Cyprinidae. Gene Ontology annotation, cellular component: cytoplasm. Gene Ontology annotation, biological process: negative regulation of apoptotic process; regulation of mitotic cell cycle; protein autophosphorylation. Gene Ontology annotation, molecular function: ATP binding; protein serine/threonine kinase activity.